Molecule: messenger RNA, 1130 nt
Organism: Darwinula stevensoni
Lineage: Eukaryota; Metazoa; Arthropoda; Ostracoda; Podocopida; Darwinulidae
Source: the annotation of a GenBank genome assembly
AUGCGACGCAGCAUGAUAGAAGGGCAGGUUCACGAUAAAACAGGAAUUGAAAACGUCCACGGAAAGCCAAGAAAAGUGCAGCACGACUUCCACUUCCCGCACUCUCAUUCCGUCAAAAUAAAACAAAGGACAGGCGCAAGGAGGGGGCAACAAGACGAAGAAUUAGCGUUUCUCGAGGCUGAAGUCCGAGCCAAGUCCUCUGAAACCUCUGAAAGUCCAAAACCGCCACCUCACGCGCUGGCAGCGACCCUGAUCAAUCGGGGAGUGAACUUAGAUCCACUGGGAAAAUGGACCAAGGUUGGGCUGGUGGUGUACGAUUCGCAAGUGCCUCUCGGAGCCACGCCCGAGUAUCAGGCCGGUCAUUAUAUGAUCCAAGGUGCUUCGAGUCUUCUCCCCGUCAUGGCCCUCGCCCCUCGCCCCAACGAACGCGUCUUGGACCUCUGCUCGGCUCCUGGAGGGAAAUCCACCCAUAUCGCAUGUCUCAUGCAGAACACGGGACUCCUGUUCUGCAACGACGCCAACAAGGAACGCGCAAAAGCGAUCGCAGGGAACCUGCAUCGCUCGGGAGUGACAAACGCAUGCGUUUCUGUUAUGGACGGGAGGAAGUUCCCCGGAGCCAUGGGUGGAUUCCAUCGAGUCUUGGUAGAUGCACCGUGCAGCGGGACGGGAGUCAUCUCCAAGGAUCCUCAAGUCAAGUCGGCCAAGGAAGAGAAAGAAUUCCAACAAUUAUCCAAUCUUCAAAAGCAACUACUCUUGGCGGGAAUCGACGCCUGUGCCGUCGGAGGACAUGUCGUCUAUUCCACCUGCUCUGUCAUGCCGGAUGAGAACGAGUGCGUGGUGCAGUACGCACUCAACAAGAGGAAUGUGAAAUUGGUCGAGACCGGACUAGAUUUUGGCGAGCAUGGUUUCACUCGUUAUCGACAUCUUCGGUUUCAUCCUUCCGUUGCAAGAACGAAGCGUUUCUAUCCCCAUGUGCACAACAUGGAGGGAUUCUUUGUUGCCAAGUUGAAAAAGUUUGAUGGGAAUCAAGGGAAGGAGUCGAAAGAGACAGAGGAAGAGGACGAAUCGGGACAGGACAAGAAGAACCUCGAGUCGUGAUAGAAGUGAUGGUGUUGAGAAUAAAAAUUGGG